AGCCCUCUACUCCGGUCCGUGGGCUCCGCCUCUCUCGGCACCAACACCCGAUCCCACGUCCGACUCCCCGGCCACCCCCUCCAGCCUGCAAGCCUCCUCCGUCUCCCUCUCCCCGGACCCGGAUUCCGUGCUAGCAGCUACCCAACUAGUACAAAAAAUGAUUCACGCGGAAUGCCACACUACUUUUAACCGGAGAAAAUAGGCAGUAUGUGUCUUUAGAGACGAGGAAAGUACCCAGUCUGGGACCAGAGCGCAUAACUUUGUUUUGGCCCGAGCCAACCGGCCCGCCGUGGGGCGCAUCGAGGGCAGGCCGAUCGGACCAGAAGAUGUGGAUCUGGUACCUUCUGCUUGGUUCUGGGUCGGGCUCAAGCAUCGUCGAGGGCCAGCUGCUGCCCGGGAACAACUUCACCACCGAGUGCAACAUUCCCGGGAACUUCAUGUGCGGGGACGGCAGGUGUGUCCCUGGCGGAUGGCAGUGUGACGGCACCCCGGACUGCCUGGACCGGAGCGACGAGAAGGGUUGCCCCAAGGUGCGGUCAAAGUGCGCCCCCACCUUCUUCGCCUGCGCCAACGGCAUCUUCUGCAUCAUCGGACGCUUCCGCUGCAACGGGUUCGCCGACUGUCCGGACCGGAGUGACGAGGACAACUGCACAGCCAACCCCCUUGUGUGCUCGGAGUCUCGCUUCAAGUGUCGCAACGGCCGCUGUGUGGACCGCAGCUUCCUGUGCAACAGUGAGGACAACUGCCAGGAUAACAGCGACGAGGAGGACUGCCUGACCACAGCAGUAGCCCCUGGACAGGACUUUGUGACCCUGGACUACCGCCUCCGCUACUAUCCCAGCAUCACCUACGCCGUCAUCGGCAGCGCGGUCAUCUUCGUCCUGGUGGUGGCGCUGUUGGCCCUGGUGCUGCACCACCAGCGGAAGAGGAGCGUGCUGCUGCCCCGCGGCGGGCGGAGCGGCUCGCACCACCACCACCACCACCACCACCACCAGCCCCUGCUGCUGUCCCGACUGGUCAUCCUGGACCGCGGGCACGUCGGAACCGGAGGCCCAGGAGGCCCGGCCAGACCCCCCCGUUCGCCUAGCGGGGCAGCCCGCUUCACGCAGGCCCCGGCCCAGGGACUGCAGCUGCUUUCCGGGGCCCUGUAUCCCUCCCGGGCCUCGCUGGACUCUCCUCCGUCGUACUCCCAGGCGGUGUUGGACGUCAGUCGGCCCCCGUGGUUUGACCUACCACCUCCCCCCUACCUUGAGGGCGGAGAUCUGCCCUCAGACGGGGAGCUGCCUGAGUACCAGGACCACCUCCCGCCCAGUGAACCCCUCUCUGCUCCCUCCCCAGCAAGGACCCUCCCCCCUGGUCCUCCCCCUGAUGGGGGCUCCCCCGAAGGGCCGGGCCGGUUGUAGCGGCUUCCCAUGUUUAUCGCUCUCCGUCUAGAUACUGUGGGACGGGCAGAAGAUCGGAGAGUUACCCGCCUUUUGAAUAAUAAGUGCACCGGUGUCCUGCUGUGUGCAAGGGGGCGGGCCGGGGUGUCCCGUCAUCCAAUCAGGUCGCAGGGACAGAACACUUCACGGGUUUUGCCCAGGUACCGCCUCAGUGACUGAGGAGCUGGACGGGAGUCAUGUUCUGUGUGUUGCUGCCCUCUGGUGGUGUUUUGACUGAAUGACAGCGGAGUUACACUCGUACUGUCUCAAGCUCAUCCUUAUUGUUCUCUGUGUAGUUUUGUGAGGCUUACUUCAUCAAUAACAUAAUAACCAGCACCUGCAUUUCCAAACCAGUAUGGAGAUAAACCUGGAGAUAAAAAAAUUCAUGGUGACGUCAUAGGGUCCUCGGAUGCUAUUAAUCACAGUCAGCCGGUUUUAAACUUAGCCUACAUUGAUGUAAUAAUGCUAAUAUCGAGUCUUGUCAUAAAUUUCAAGCAUCCCAAGCAUUUCAAAUCGUGGACUUAAGGAUUGUUUCCUUAACAAUCCCUCGUUUCAAUUGAAGACGAAACUAUAGCUAAGUUUAAAGUGUGUGAUUAUCUCAAAUGAAGACGGUGCUCACUUUACGAUCUGGUAUAAGCUGUUGGCCGCGGGCCGCAGAUAACCGAACUUUAAGGUAGGCCUAGUCCAGAGACCAUUCUAACCAGCAAUCAACUCGUAUUUGACGCCCCAUUGCUGUCUGGGUUCGAUGUUUGUAGAUGAGGAAGGUUCUGUAUAUAUUUGCCUUAGUCGACUGAAAUGGUUACACUGUAGAACAUGAAUACGUGUGCUGUAUCUGUGUCGGCCUGACUUUGUGUUAUGUUGAGCAGCUGUUGCUGUGAAGCGUUUCUCAGAAGAUAAUAAUAUUAUUUUUAUCACUUCCGUUAUUAAACAAUAUUGAAGUGUGGUAGAAGCCUAGUGGUUUGAAGAUAUGUGAGUAUAGGACCAGAUGUUAGAGUUUUAACAGACUAAUAAUGACCAUGAAUCCAUCUAUUUGUGUAUCUGUGUCCAGCAGCCAGUUUUAAAAGUCAUUCCGGUGUGUCAAAGAAAGAAACAUUAUAAAUAUGUUGAAGAAAGCAGGAGGAAUUGUGGUCCGUCUGUACACCGUUGAGUGGUAAAACUCUUGUACAUUCAGUUAAUACAGAGCAUUUAAUUAAUCCUCUGGGCAAUGGUUACGCAAUCAUUUUAACCACAAUUCACCAUAAAACACAACUUCAACUUUUACAUUAUCUAUAUAACAUACUGCGUCUUCUCCUUUAGGAAAACUAACUCCUGCGUGAAUAUUGACUGAAACCCCUUCUGAAGGAUUGAUAUGCAUAAAUAUACGUAAUACGUAAAUGUAAUUAAUUUCUCCUUAGGAUUCCCCCUCACCUUGUUCCCACAGGGAGAGACCAGCCUAAGAGAACUGAGCCGCUGAUGUAUUUUCUUUGUGCCUUUGCCAACAAAUUUAAUUCUGGCACCAAAAAAUAUAUAUUAUAAACCAAAGAUAAUCAUAAUUAAUCAGCCUUUGUUCCCCAGGUUGAAUGGUAACCUUUUCACUAUUGAAAAGUGUAACAAUGAUGCCUAUUGUUGUAUUACAAUUGUAUCAUAGUAUAACUGGAUACGUAAACUCAGGACAAAAUGUCUGCCCGGUUAUUCGAUUUUUUGGAAUUCACGAGAUCCAGUGUGUAUGAAAACAUUUAUUUAGGCAGUUAUUAACACUGUGCACUUUGUACUUCGAAAGUAAUAUAGGAAGUUUAUCCCUGUUCAGUGUUCUCUUUCCAUGAUCUUUUUAAAGUAAUAAAAUAUAUGCGUUUUUCUUUCUAUUA
Molecule: messenger RNA, 3265 nt
Organism: Gadus morhua (Atlantic cod)
Lineage: Eukaryota; Metazoa; Chordata; Actinopteri; Gadiformes; Gadidae
Gene: ldlrad3
Product: low density lipoprotein receptor class A domain containing 3
Biological process (GO): receptor-mediated endocytosis
Cellular component (GO): plasma membrane
Molecular function (GO): protein binding
Source: RefSeq, a predicted model, not a curated record